GUUAAUGUUGUAUGAUGAGGAUGGUAUAAGAACCUAGGGAUCGGUCGCCCAACAGAUCCCGAUCCCGCUAGACUUGUCUGUCCGUUCUUCAACGCAUCUUAUAUUAUUCUCUUUGCCCAUACCUGGGUUUACGACGAUACACAAACACAACGGUAUGAAGUUGGACUUUGUCGGUCGAGGGCGGAGCAUGUCCGCUCCGCCUGCUUUCACUCUCGGACAGAAACAAACGAUGAUGGGAUACAUAGACCCAGCACCGUUAAUCAGCGCAGAGACGUACAACCUCCCCCUUAUCACUGGCCGGCCCUCUGGCGCCUCUGCCCGCUACUCUAGACCAGCAUCAGCAUCCUCCCGCAGGUCCAGGCGGGCCUCGCUAGCGUCCACAGUCUCAGCGUCGGUGUACUCUCAGCAAAGCGCGCCUCGCUCGCCCUUGUCCUCAUCCUUUCUGGACGGGCCGAGCACGCCCGGUACGCCCGAUACACCCAUGUCGAUGAUGUGCCCUGCUUCGGCCUACGCUGGGAGCCGGAGAUCCUCUCUCGGCGCACCGUGGUCCUCUUAUAGCGAGGGGAACGCCCUGCACACCACUACGAGUCGGAUCUCCGAAGUGUCGGCGUCCACUCUCCCCACUGUCGCCGAGUGUCCGACAUGUCGUUCCCUUGCCCAGCAAACGCCGCAUGACGGACCAGAAGACGAGGGACCCACCGGGCCCGGCCGACUAGGGCUGCGCAAGCUCGCAUCCCUUAUCUUUCCCAACAAGGGCGAGCGGGAACCGGUAUACAUCGACCAAGCGCACUGGUCGUUCUACUUCCCCGGGGUGCCGCACGAGGGAGGCUGUGGCUGCCGCGGGUGCGUGAAACGGGACCCUUCGAGGGAGGAAGGGGAGGAAAAACGCCGGGACAGGGUGAGGGAGUAUGAGCAGCUUCGGCCUUGGCGCUGGGGGUGGAGGAAGGUGAGGUGGAUCACUUGGACACGGGAGAGAAGGGCGCUCGUGCGCGCUAGAGGAGAGGCGAGCAUCUUGGGCCGGGUCAAGGUCAGUCGGGUGUAUGAAGUCGAGUGGUGAGCUCUUUGUUGGUAGGGACUGACGGAUGAAUAGCGCUGGGCGCGUGUAGCCGUAUGUUCCUCACAUCGUUCUUCAGCAUUUCUGUUUCGCUCGUUGCAUUCCUCUCGCAUUGUGUAUUCGCAUCUCGCAUUCGCAUUCGUAUACCGCCAGUACGCUUUCAUUCAUCGUAGACCAACUCUUGUUUCCAUAGUCUUCACAGCCUUCAUAUCUUUCAUAGCCAACAUUCACACCAG
Messenger RNA from Dacryopinax primogenitus, 1290 nucleotides. RefSeq lists its product as uncharacterized. The record is from RefSeq and is a predicted model, not a curated record. The coding region runs from base 155 to 1057 and encodes 300 amino acids. NCBI's taxonomy places the organism in Eukaryota, Fungi, Basidiomycota, Dacrymycetes, Dacrymycetales, Dacrymycetaceae. The transcript is spliced from 2 exons.